Molecule: messenger RNA, 1844 nt
Organism: Oryza brachyantha (malo sina)
Lineage: Eukaryota; Viridiplantae; Streptophyta; Magnoliopsida; Poales; Poaceae
Exons: 1
Coding region: 12-1121 (369 amino acids)
Source: RefSeq, a predicted model, not a curated record
GAGAUCUCCUCAUGCCACUCGCGCUCGCCUCCCCUUCCCCGCUCCAGAGGAGGCAGAUGAGCGGCGCGGCUCACCUGCCGAGCCGGGCGACGUCGCCUCCCAAGAGACUAGCUCGGGCCACCCCCGUCGCAUCGACUCUGGCUUUGACCUUCCUACUGAUUGGCGCCGCCGGCGUAUUCCUCUACUCCAGCGUCACCACGUCGUCCCGGGCCGUGACCUCCACCGGCCGCGUAGACGAAGCCCGUGAAUCGGGGCGGGCUCUGUUUUCUCCGACGGUGGGGUCCAUAGGGGGUGCGCGUGCCAUCUGGGAGCUCCCCGCGGCGCCGGCCAGGGCGGUCCUCUUCGUCGCCCACGGCUGCCACUGCCGGCCGGAGAACUUCUGGCCCCCGUCCCCGCGCUGCCCGGGGUGCGUAGGCCUGCCGGAGGACAUCGCCAUCACUGAACGCGCGCUACGGAGGCGGUUCGCGGUGCUGGCCCUGGCGAGCGCGAGGGAGUGCUGGUCGAUGGGGCAGGAGGUGAGCGCCGCCAAGCGGGGGAUCCAGUCCUGGACCGCCGAGAGGGGCCUCGGGGACCUUCCCGUGACGGCCCUUGGCGCGUCGUCCGGUGGGUACUUCGUCUCCCGGCUCGCUGCCGGGAUGAAGCUCGCCGCCGUCGUCCUUAUGAUCGCCGAGGGCUCUUUCGGCCCGGGCGGCGUUCCGGCGGGAUACCCUCCCGCAAUGUUCCUGCACAUGCCCAAGGACCAGCGGAGGGCGGCAUUGGUGGAGAGGAAUUCCAAGAUGCUGCGGAGGAAUGGCGUUGAGGUGAAGGAGAUCCUGAGCCAGGAGCUCCCUCUAACGCCGACGAUCCUGUCCGAUAGGAUACCGAGGCUGAACCAAGGAUUGUCGGAAAGGAUUUGGAGGGUGUUCAAGGAGGAAGGGUUCGUCGACGAGAGAGGGUACAUGAGGAAGGAUGGCCGCGCAACGCCAUGGAAAGAAGCGGUGGUGAAGAGGGGGUUCUGGGAGGAGGUGUCUGGAUGGGCUGAGCACAUCCAGGAGGAGCUUAAUCUUGCAUAUGGUUACCAUGAGAUGACGAGCUUGCACACCGAUGAAAUAUUCGAUUGGAUUGAGGAGCACCUGAACUGAGGUUUGUCGUUGUUGAUUGUUCUUAAUCGUUCGUGAGUGUCUGACCAAAGAUGAGAACUGUACUGGUUGGAGGAUUGGAGGAAACGCUUCACUCUGCGACAUGAGGAAUUUCUGUAACAUGAAUGAAUUAACACAGAAAAGGCAGGAGAACUUUUUUUGUGUGAAAAAUAGACUUGAUGUUAACAAUUAACUGCCAAUGGAAGAUAAGAAGCAGACGCGCUUGCAUAUUUCAGUUGGCUCUUCUGCAGAUGAAGGAUAAGAGCAUACGCACUAGUACAUUUCUUUCAAUUCAGUUGGCACUUCUGCAGAAGUGCAGAUGGUAGAUGGAGGAUAGGAAGCAUACGCACUUGUAUGAUUCUUUCAGUUCAGUCGGCUUGUAUGAUUCUUUCAGUUCAGUCGGCUCUUCGUUAAUGGAGGGUAAGAAGCAUAAACAAUACAGAGGCAGUUUUACUCUGAUCUGUGAUAUCAAUUCUGUGUGUGUCUAGAUAAAUCUGUUAAUGAAUAUUAUUGUCUUGUCUCUGAGCAGUUGCACUUGGGUUCUGAAUCUAUUUGCCAUGGUUCUCCAAUUCUCAAUGCGAGUUCAGUUGGGGCCCUGAUUCGAUUUCUGAACUCAUGUUUCAGCUCGACGACUUUAGGAGGUGUUUGAUCCCAAGGUCCUUUUCUAAGUCCCUGUCAUAUUGAAUGUUUGGACACUAAUUAUAAAUAUUAAAUAUAGACUAUUAA